This is a messenger RNA of Phalaenopsis equestris, 4080 nucleotides long. Its product is annotated as BRCT domain-containing protein At4g02110. The record is from RefSeq and is a predicted model, not a curated record. NCBI's taxonomy places the organism in Eukaryota, Viridiplantae, Streptophyta, Magnoliopsida, Asparagales, Orchidaceae. The coding region runs from base 107 to 3856 and encodes 1249 amino acids. The transcript is spliced from 10 exons.
GAGAGAGAGAGAGAGAGAGAGAGAGAGAGAGUUCUCUACUGGAUUAGAUCAUUAUCCACUGAUCCAUCGAACUAGGUUUUUCUCGUAUUCCCUGCUUCGUUAAGAAAUGCUCCGAGAUCGUGGUGGUGCUGUGAAGUCGAGCAGCCCAAAGAAGAUCUUUACCGACGUCCGCUUCGUGCUUUUUGGAUUUGACUCCGUUUCCGAGGCCCAGUAUCGGUCAGAGCUUGGUGAGGGAGGAGGAGUUGAUGUUGGACGGUAUGAUUCCAGUUGCACCCAUGUGGUUGUAUCUGGGCGUGUUUUUGAUGAUCCCGUUUGUGUAGCAGCGAGGAAUGAUGGGAAAAUUCUGGUCACAGAAUUGUGGAUUGAUGAUAGCUUGGGCUUUGGAAUGCUUGCAGAUUCCACAAAGGUUUUAUAUUGGCCUCCUAGAGAUUUGAGUGGGAUUCCUGGAAGCACGUCAUUACACAUUUGUUUGACUGGAUAUCAGAGACAAGAGCGUGAUGAUAUCAUGAGAAUGGUUUCCUUGAUGGGAGGACGUUUUUCAAAGCCUUUGAUAGCAAACCAAGUUACUCAUCUCAUUUGCUAUAAGUUUGAAGGUGAAAAAUAUGAACUUGCCAGAAAAGUUAAUAUAAAGCUUGUCAAUCAUCGAUGGCUGGAGGAUUGCCUGAAGGCUUGGGAGAUCCUGCCAAUCGAUAGCUAUAAAAAAAGUGGGUGGGAGUUAGAGAUGCUUGAGGCUGAGGCUAUGGAUUCUGAAGAAGAAGCUGCGGAUGCUUGUAAAAAGGCUACAGUGCAGAGAAGUUGUGCAGAAUCACCUACUGUUCCAGCUGUAAUGUCAGUUACCAUUGGUUCUGGUACUUUGGUGGACACUAGAAACCUUGGCCUGAAGAAAAAUAUUUUAACUGCGAAGCCAUCUGAUCUUUCUGUUGAUAGUCAAUUGAUUUCUAAUUCACCCAAUGGAAACAGUUCUGGAAAAGCUACUUAUAUUUGUGAUUCCAAGAGUGGGGUACUUGAUGUAAAUCGCAGCGUUGCUGAACAACUUCCUGGUUAUCAUGGUAUGGGUAUCAUCAAUAGCAAACAGCCAAAUACUCCAGAUCUUGUAGAUUUAAACAUGAAGUGUAAUGGUUUGCUCUCCAAUUUAAGGAACAGUUCGGUGGGUAUGACUUCCUGUGAAGACGACAGGAAAUUGGAUUCUGUAGGAUACUCUAGAAGAACUACUGAGAAAGUUGUUUCACCGAAAGAACAGUUUAAUAACUUGUGCACCCUUGAUAAAGGAAAACCUGAAGAAGUAAGAAAAGAUGAUGUUAAUGUUAGUUCUUCAGAAUCGAUGGACGAGGCUUCAAAGAAUUGCAUAUCCGAUAAUUUACGUAGUCCAAUAAACGGUUUAAAAAAGACAUACGUGGAAGGACAAACUCAUGUAUCGCCUAGUAAGCGCAAACUUUCCAAUUCAAUGAUUAGUUUAAAAUCAAUAAAAUCAAAUCAGGACUCUGGCUUACUGGAUGCCCCAAAAGGAUUUAAUUUGGCAAAAUAUGAUUUUCUUAUGCCUCAACAACGAGAACUAGAAAAUACACCUGCGCGUGAUGAAGCAAGGACGGGUAUCUGCCACAUGGCAGAAGGCAAGGAUAAAUUUCAUCAAAUGGAAAGGUUCCCUCUUUCAAGUACUUGUCAAAGGUCUCCAGAGUUGGAACAGCACGACUCAGGAACUUGUAUCAAACGAAGUCCUAAAAGUAUGAGGCCCAGACAAGUUGAAUAUAUGAAUGCACCACAUGUUGAGAUUGAUCAUGGUCUUACUUGUACAGAUGGUUUCGAAGGUACUUCAUUUGCACAACCCAGGGCAAACAAACGUGGUUCAUUGUCAAAAUCCAGCUCCCUAACCCGCAACAGGAAAUUUCUUAAACAUUUGAACUCAGCUUCUGUAGCUAAUAUAUCCGGUAAUUCCAGUUCAAAGUUGAAUAGUAAGGAUGAACUUCUGAGCGUUCCUUCUAUGCCAGCAUUGGAUGGGACAGUGUGUGCAACUGAUGAACCUGUAUCUAGAAUUGGAACAAUGAAUGGCAUUACUUCUCCUGAAGCUAUGGUGCUUUCAGAUUGUCCGCUAAAUAAUGAGACUGGGCUGGCUGAGGGUAGAAGCACGGGAAAUGAGUCGAACUUCCUUCGUUCACCAUUGGCUGCUGAUGGUGGAAACGUAAACGAAGCUCCUAUGAGCGUGAGGGUACUUGAAGCACCUUUGAAAAGAACAAGAAAAUCUGAAGCAGAUAUUAAAUCUCACGAUUUUGAUGGUGUUUCAAUGACAUGCGAGACUGAUAUUCACAAUAAAGCACCCGAACAACAUGAAAAACCAGGUGAGAACCAAAAUGCUUCUUCAUAUGCAUUGAAGGACUCUAAGGUAAAAGAUUCUGUUUGCACUGAGAUUGAUAGAUUUUGCACGAAAGGCAAAGCAAAUGAUGUCUCUAUUCAUCGCAACUGCAAAGUGCUUGUUAGUCGUAGUACAGGCUGCAGGCCUAAGCUAAGCAGAGAAAGUUGUAAAAAUAAAAGUUCUAGUGAUCCACUCAGAAGCAUCAAUUCAAACAAGACAGCCUCUAAAUUAGGAAAUGGCAUUGGGGAAUUGGGUGAUGUGGACAAUCUGAAUGAAAAGGUCGAGAAGGAUGGCUCACCGAUGAAGGAGAAAGAAGUGGAGCAUUGUUAUGCACCUGUAAGCAACUCUAGCAUUAGUACACUAUAUACAAAACAACUUGACCAGGAAAAGGAGAACGAGCUGAAAGAUAACUGUAAAUUGUUUGUCAAAGAAGGCAAUGAUUGUGAUCAAAAAGUAAAAAAAAUAUGCAAAAAGAACCUUAGCGUUAAACGUUCAAGCAGAGAUAAUAUCAAUUCAUUUACAAAACUAAGCAGUUUAAGCACUGCGAUUGAGCCUAGGUGGUUUAUAUUAAGUGGUCAUAAGAGUCAGAGAAAAGAGUUCCAAAAAAAAUUAAAACAGCUCAGAGGAAGGAUAUGCAAGGAUUCUCAUAGUUGGUCAUACGAGGCUACACAUUUUAUUGUACCAGAUUAUGUUCGGAGAACUCAGAAGUUCUUUGCCGCUGCCUCAGCGGGAAGAUGGAUUCUUAAGUCGGAUUACUUGAGUGCCAGUGUUGAAGCCGUCAAGUUUGUAAAUGAAGAACCCUUCGAAUGGUAUCACAAAGGCCUUACUGAAGACGGUGCAAUCAGCUUGGAAGCUCCACGAAAGUGGCGCACUUUGAGAGAAAGGACUGGCCACGGUGCCUUCUAUGGGAUGCGCAUUAUCAUAUAUGGAGAAUGCAUUGUUCCCCCACUGGACACCCUGAAACGAGCAGUGAAAGCCGGAGAUGGCACCGUUCUAGCGACCUCCCCUCCUUACACCCGCUUCCUUAAAUCCAGCAUCGAUUUCGCCAUCGUGAAUGCCAGCAUGCCGGUAAUUGACGUGUGGAUUCAAGAAUUCUUGAGGCAUGAGAUACCUUGUGUCCUUCCAGAUUACCUGGUGGAAUACGUAUGCAAGCCUGGUUAUUCUCUUGAGAAACAUGUUCUUUAUGAGACCCAUAAAUGGGCAGAGAAAUCUUUUGCAAACCUUCUUAGCCGCUCAGAAGAGCUGGUUUCUGAUGAAGUUUCUGCUGAAGAUGACUUGUCUGAUAUUAAAUGCCUGGCCUGUGGUUCUCCAGAUAGGGAAGAUGUGAUGCUAAUCUGCGGCGACGAGGCUCGCACCCGCGGCUGUGGUGUUGCAACUCAUAUAGACUGCUGCGAUCCCCCGCUUACGAAAGUUCCGGAGGGCGACUGGUUCUGCCCCAGCUGCAGUAGAAAGACGGGGAAGAAGGCCCCGUCAAAGACCAACCAAGUAAAACGCAAGAAGGGUAAGUGAUCAUUGGAAUGCAAUAAAAAAUUCUUGUAUUUUACAUAUCUCAAAUCUAAACUUUCAUAUUGUCAUAGCAUUUCGGUGCUUUAAACCUAUAUAUAAACAAUAAAAAUAGUGCUAUUUUUGUUGUGGUAUUAAAGAUCUGAGUGCCGUGUGUAAAUACAAACGUUUAGGUGGGAGACAUGUAAAUACAUAAAAAUUGUGUGUAAACCUCGACAAAUCUUGAUAGG